AAUUGUGCAAAAAGUUCUAAAAUUAGUGUAAAAUAGAGCAAAAACGCGUUGUUUUUCGAAAACGUUUUCGCAGUUCGGUGUGGCCAGUACGUGAGCUUAUCUUAUCUGUGUGUGUGCGUUAAACACACACCAAUACGAGUGCGUUUUCUCGCGUCCCUUUCCAUCCCCUUUUUCUUGUUCUUCCUCUUCUAUAACUGUGUCAAAUCAACAACAACAAUAAAAAAUAGAACAGUGCUCGUGUGUGUGUGUGUGUGUUAAAUGCACAAAUUGAUAAGCAAUUUGAUUCAAUUUAAUCUAGUUUAAAUCAGCUGAAAAUCAGUGCAGCCAGCAACCAAAAAUAAAUAUAAAAUUAUAAAUACUAAAUUACUAAUCCAUAUAAAUAGAAUACCCUUGAGUGGUUUUUUGUGUGCGACUAAUUAAUUCAACACAUUUUUGGUUCCGCAUUUUUUUUGAAAUUAUAACGAAGUUUCAGCUGUGCAGAGCAACAACAAAAAGCGGUUUUUGUUUGUUUUUCAAGCUCAACGAAAAAAAGAAGAAAAGAAAUCCGCUUCCAAUCAGCUGUUCCAAGCGACCGCCUAAGUGUGAGUGAGACAGCCUAUCUGCGCGCCAAAAUAAAACAACAACAAGAACAGUGGCACAGUGGUUCGAAACCUAGCUAAAUGCUAUAAAUCAAUUUGUUUUUAUAGCUACACAUUUUUGGAAGGAAUAUUAAACUAUUACUUAUAUACUUAAAUCUGUUAAGUUUUUAAAUCGUUUAUAUUUAAUACGCGUGUGUCCUAAAGAAGUGAUAAGAUAAGUAAAAAGUGAAAAAUGAGUGAUGAGACGGGCGAUUCGGGCGGGGCAACAGCCCCACUUCCAUCGCCAGCUAAUGCGGAUACGGAACCAGGAGCUACUGCCUCCAAAAUACCAGGUCCAAGCAGAUCCAAUAUUCCCACGCCCGCUGCUUCAGCUACCGGAAUCCCGCAGCCCAGCAAAAUGAAGGCGCCAUCCAAUUUCGGAUCUACCGGGUCUGUUUCCAAAAUCGGAAGACCCUGCUGCAAUCACACAACCCCUAAAUCUGGGCCACCACCAAGAGACACCGCCAGCAUGAGUCGUGAAAGCGAUGACAAUUUAAGUUCGAUCAAUUCGGCUUAUACAGAUCUCUAUCAAGAGACUGUCAGGCGCUUUACGCGAUCUUCGCUCUCACCCACAUCCGAUUGGGAUCGCUUUUCGCCCGCUAGACGUUCGCUAAAAUCGGAGGCUGGAAGUCGCACAUCUUAUGAUUAUUAUCUAGAGGCCACUGGGCGACGUCGCAGCUCAGAUCACAACAGCGCAGUGCUGACAGCAAAUACAGAGCAGUUCAUCAUUGGCCAGCGGGUUUGGCUUGGUGGCCUUCGUCCCGGACAGAUUGCCUACAUUGGCGAAACACACUUUGCACCCGGCGAAUGGGCGGGCGUGGUCCUGGAUGAACCAAAUGGUAAAAACGAUGGCUGUGUGUCGGGCAAAAGAUACUUCCAGUGCGAGCCGAAACGCGGCAUUUUCUCACGCCUCACACGUCUUACCACAUAUCCCAUGUCUGGGGCCCAGACACCGACUUCUCCCUUGGCCAAAAACUCCCCGGACAGAUCGCGCACAGUCUCCCCAACUGCGAGUAUUCGUAGCUCUAUGCUUCGCAGUCCAGGCAUUGGUGGCAAAAACGGAAUGGCUGUGGGCGAUCGUGUGAUUGUCUCCUCUGGAUUUGGCAGUCGUCCUGGUAUUUUACGCUAUUUGGGUGAGACACAAUUCGCUCCUGGCAAUUGGUGCGGCGUGGAAUUGGAUGAGCCAAGCGGCAAGAACGAUGGAGCUGUGGAUGAUAUAAGAUACUUCGAGUGCAAGCCCAAGUACGGGGUGUUUGUACCUAUAGCGAAGGUUUCGCUAUCGCCGUCUUCGAAGAAAACGCGUCUUUCGAGGACCGGAUCACGGGAGUCCCUCACCUCGAUCGGCACCAUGAACAGCAUCGCCACCACGGCCACGUCGCGCAUGCGCAUGAAUGCUCAGCAGCGCAAGUCGAUCACGCCCGUUAAGCCAAUUUUAGCGACGCCGAAAAGCCAAUAUUCCAUGCAGGAUCUGCUGCGCGAGAAGCAACAACAUGUGGAGCAGCUGAUGGUGGAGCGCGAUUUGGACCGCGAGGAUGCCCAGAAUCAGGCGCUGCAGCUGCAGAAGAACAUCAACGAGCUAAAGGCAAGAAUUGUUGAAUUGGAGUCGGCAUUGGGAGAUGAACGAAAGAAAUCGGAAGAGUUGCAGUUCUCUGUAGACGAAGCACAGUUUUGUGGCGAUGAAAUGAAUGCUCAGUCCCAGGUCUACAAAGAAAAAAUCCACGAUCUGGAGACGAAAAUCACACAGCUGGUGUCCGCCACUCCCAGUCUGCAGAGUAUACCACCACCGCCGCCAGAUGAUAGUGCCUUUAAGGAGGAAAUUGCUAAACUGCAGGAAAAGUUAAAUACUCAGCAGAAGGAAACGGAAUCCCGGAUCGCCGAGCAGCUGGAGGAGGAGCAGCGGCUGAGGGAAAAUGUAAAGUACCUGCAAGAUCAAAAUGCCACUCUUCAGUCAGAGCUGCUUUCCAAGGAUGAGGCCCUUGAAAAAUUCUCCCUCUCAGAAAGUGGACUAGAAAAUCUCCGAAGGGAACUUGCGCUGCUCAAGGAAGAAAACGAAAAACAAGCUGAGGAGGCACAAGCUGUUUUCUCUCGAAAACUGACCGAAAAAUCGGAACUGCUGGAAAAAAUCACCUCCGAAUUGCAGAGCCUGAAGGCAGUCUCCGAUUCUCUGGAAAGCGAAAGGGUUAACAAAACUGAUGAAUGCGAGAUUCUUCAAACCGAAGUCCGCAUGCGGGAUGAGCAAAUCAAGGAGCUAAGUCAACAACUCGAUGAGCUAACCACCCAAUUAAAUGUACAAAAAGCAGAUAGUUCGGCUCUGGAUGAUAUGCUACGGUUGCAAACGGCUGGAAGUGAUGAGAAAUCGACCCUUUUAGAGAAAACCGAGAAGGAGCUAAAUCAAUUUAAAGAAGAGGCUUUGAAAAAUCAACAGGAAAAAGAGCAACUUGAAAAGCAAUUAACUGAAUUAAAGCAAUUGGCGGAACAAGAAAAACUAGUCAGAGAAAAGGCUGAAACUGAAAUCAAUCAAAUAAAAUUAGAAAAAGUAAACAUAGAGCAGCAAUUGGCCUUAAAAGAAACUGAACUUGAGAACUUCCAAAAGAAACAGUCUGAAACACAGGCUCAUCUUCAGGAAAACAAGGAUCUGAUUAACCAAAAAGAUCUAAAAUUAAUUGAAUCUGGUGAAUCCCUUAAACAACUGCAACUUCAACUGGAUGAGAAAACUAAAGUUCAAGAUAAACUCUUAGCUGACCUGGAAGAGCUGAAGAAAAAUCAGGAAACUGUUUUAAUUAAAAAGGAUCAGGAUCUACAGCAGCUUCAGGCGAAGUCAACUGAGCUCGAAGGAUCUCUAAAGUCCACUCAAGAACAAUUAGAGCAACUUCAGCAACAGGCAGCCGCAUCUGGAGAAGAGGGUUCCAAGAAUUUGGCCAAAUUGCAGGAAGAGAUUAGUCAGCUUAAGGCCCACGCUGAGAAAACUCAAUCCGAGCUAAAAUCUAGCCAAUCGGAUGUGGAAGCCAAGACAAAACAAUUGCAGUUAGCCAAUGGAAGUCUAGAAGAGGAGGCCAAGAAGUUGGUCAAUCUGCAGGAACAGAUUACCAAACUUAAAGCCGAAGUGGAGGAGACCCAGUCAGCUCUCAGUUCAAGUCAUACGGAUGUGGAAUCCAAAACUAAGCAAUUGGAGGCAGCCAAUGCUGCUCUUGAAAAAGUCAACAAGGACUACGCGGAAUCGCGAGCGGAAGCUUCCCAUCUGCAAGAUCAGGUCAAGGAGAUCACUGAUACACUUCAUGCUGAGCUACUGGCUGAACGAUCCUCCUCCAGCGACCUACAUACCAAACUCUCCAAGUUUUCGGAUGAAUUAGCCACCGGUCAAAAGGAACUGACCAGCAAAGCCGAUGCCUGGAGCCAGGAGAUGCUGCAGAAGGAAAAGGAACUGCAGGAGUUGCGAACGCAACUUCAAGACAGCCAAGACAACCAGACAAAACUGAAAGCAGAGGGAGAACGGAAGGAGAAAUCUCUAGAAGAAUCUAUCAAGAAUCUUCAGGAACAACUAGCCAAGUCUAAGGCGGAAAAUCAAGAACUGAGCACUGGCACGCAGGAGACCAUCAAGGAGCUUCAGGAGCGUCUGGAAAUCAGCAAUGCCGAGAUUCAACACAAAGAGAAAAUGGCCACUGAAGAUACGCAGAAGAUAGCUGAUCUUAAAACGCUUGUGGAAGCCAUCCAGGUGGCUAAUGCCAACAUAUCGGCCACCAACGAAGAGCUCUCUACCGUACUGGAAGUGCUUCAAGCGGAAAGGAGUGAAACAAAUCACAUAUUCGAGCUUUUUGAAAUGGAGGCAGAUAUGAACUCAGAGCGACUAAUCGAAAAACUAACUGGUAUGAAGGAGGAGCUGAAGGAUACCCAUCUUCAACUGGAUGAGCAGCAGAAAAAGUACCAGGACCUGGAGUUGAAACUAGAGCAAACGCAGCAAAGUGAGCAGACUUUGCAACAGGAAUCCUUGACUUCCAAGGAGCAACUAAAGGAACUACAACAGUCCCUCGUAGAAGUUCAAGACUCUCUUAAGCAAAAAGAGGAACUUGUCCAGAAAUUGGAAGGUCAGCUUAAGGAAACCAGUACCAAAUUAGAAGGUCAAUCAACUUCCUCUCAGGAAGUCCAACUAAAACUUGAAGAAGCUGAGAAGAAUAAAAAGAACUUACAAGAGGAGAGUGCCAAAUUAAUCGAACAACUGCAGGCGCUACAAAAAACCCAGUCGGAACUCUCCGAGUCCCUCAAGAAAAAGGAUGAACUUGUACAGAGUUUGGAGGAGAAACUGAAAGAAAGCAAUACUCAAUUAGAAACCCAAAAUUCUGCGACAAAAGAAACCCAAGUUAAACUGGAGGAGGCGCAACAGAGGGAGAAAGCCUUGCAGGAAGAGGCUGCCAAAUUAAACGGUGAGCUGCAACAAGUCCAACAGGCCAAUGGAGAAGUAAGGGAUUCCCUGGUAAAAGUAGAAGAGUUGGUGAAAGUUUUCGAGGAAAAACUCCAAGCCGCCACCGCCCAGUUGGAAGGCCAACAGGCCACAAACAAAGAGCUCCAGGAGUUGCUGGUAAAAUCUCAGGAGACGGAGGGUAACCUACAGGGAGAAUCUCUGGCAAUCACCGAGAAACUACGUCAACUAGAACAGGCCAAUGGGGAACUUCAGGAGUCACUGUCCAACAAAGAGAAAAGCCUUACAGAUUUUGAAAAUAAACUCCAAGAAAGUAAUUCUCUACUGGAAGGUCAAAAGAAAAGCCACAACGAACUCCAGGAUAAGUUGGAAAAGGCUCAGGAAAGGGAAAGAAAUCUACAAGAAGAAACCUCGAAAUUAGCUGAGCAGCUGAGUCAACUACAGCUUAAGAAUGAGGAGCUUCAAAAAUCCCUCCAGCAAAAGCAAUCGCUUUUGGAAAAAGGCAACGAAUUUGACACACAGCUGGCGGAGUAUCAGAAAGUCAUCGAUGAAAUGGAUGAUUCGGCCUCCGUUAAGUCCAAGCUGCUGGAACAGCUGCAAAAUAGAGUCGUGGAACUGGAGGCCGCACUCCAUAAAGCCAACGAAGCCCAAAAGACUGCUAAUCAGGAGACUAAGGAACUGAGGCGCCAGCUGGAAUCGCUGGAAUCGGAGAAGACCAGGGAGAUUUUGACCCUUAAAACUCAGAUGAAUGGAGCGGGCAGCAGGUCUGGAAAGGGUGAUGAACUGGAGUCACUAGACACCGAGACUAGUCUUGCCAAGAUAAAUUUCCUCAACUCAAUCAUUGCCGACAUGCAACAGAAGAAUGAUGCUCUCAAGGCCAAAGUCCAGACACUCGAAACCAUGCCUAUGGACUUUACCAAACCGCAUGCCUUUGAUGUGCUGACGAAGCGAAAACCGGCUCCCAGACUUUUCUGCGACAUCUGCGACGAGUUUGAUCAGCACGAGACGGAGGACUGUCCAAUCCAGGCUAGUGAAGAUCGGGAUUACUCCCCACCACCAUCGGAGGCCAAUAACAAUGAGAAGGAACGCAAGCUGCCUGCACCCAGGAAAUACUGCGAUUCCUGCGAGGUUUUUGGCCAUGAUACCAGCGAAUGCGCCGAUGAUGAAACCUUUUAGCUCUACAUAAAUUCUAAAUUAUUUUCCGUUUUACUUUGUUUUGACCUUAUAGCAUAAUCUUAUUGCGAGAUCUAUCAGAUGAGAUAACUUUUACCUCAGCAGAGAGCUUCACUCAAUCACACAAAAACAUUCUCUAUCUAAAAUUGUGAUCUUGCGUUAUGCACACAUUUCAUGGAUAAUAGUCUAUUUUAAAUUGUUUUUAUUUAUUUAAUGCGAUUCGUGGCACACACAAUCGGUUGUUUUCGUAAUUUUUGAGUGUAAACAUAGUGUAAAAAAAAAUAUAAAAAUCAGAAUUUGGAAGAAAACUGCAAAAA
Molecule: messenger RNA, 6521 nt
Organism: Drosophila subpulchrella
Lineage: Eukaryota; Metazoa; Arthropoda; Insecta; Diptera; Drosophilidae
Gene: CLIP-190
Product: restin homolog
Exons: 18
Coding region: 811-6207 (1798 amino acids)
Source: RefSeq, a predicted model, not a curated record